AAAGGGAGGAGAGGGUGACAAGAAACCUUUUCGUUUCCCCUCUCUCUCUCUCUCUCUCUCUGCCCUCUUCCUACAGCUCCUCCUCUUUGCCUCCCAUGGAGAAGGCCAUGGCGAUGUCCAUCUUUGUCGUGCUCGUUUCCAUUGUUGGCGGCGCGGGGCUGUCGGAGGCUGCGGUUUACAGCGUCGGGGAUGUGGUGGGUUGGACCAUCUUGGGAAGUCCCAACUACACCGCCUGGGCCAUUUCCAAGAGUUUCAAUAUGGGAGACACCAUAGUGUUCAAGUACAACAAGAACUUCCACAACGUGCUGGAGGUGAGCAAGGCGGACUACAAGGCGUGCAACGCGGCGUCGCCCAUCGCCGCCUACACCUCCGGCAAUGACUCCAUCACGCUGAAGCGCAGGGGCCACCACUUCUUCAUCUGCGGCGUUCCCGGCCACUGUAGCGCCGGCCAGAAGGUGGACGUCAGGAUCGCCAAGCGGACGGCCUCCUCCGCUGCCCCUUCCGUCUCCCCCGCCGCAUCUCCUCUUCCCGCCACCAGCAGCAGCAGCAGCGGCAGCGGCAGCAACAGCAGCGGCGGCGGAGUCGUGCCCAACCCCGCAGCCGCCCCUCGGCCCAGCGGCGCCAACACAGCUACACCCACGGUGUUUGCUUUGGCCCUGACGCUGCUUUACCCUGUUUUUUCUGGAGGCCUCGUUGCGGUGAUCAGUUAGUUUAUGAGGUGUAAUGGAGAUUGAAAUAGAAACGAAUUCAAAGACUCGACCGACGGCAUAAAUUGGAUUUGAAGUUUUAAGUCGAAUGAGUGUUAAAUCGCCUAUAUAUUCGCGGUUUGAUCUUAAAAUAUCAGAAAACAUGGUUUUUUGAUAGGUGUCCGUCUGUUGUUACACUAUAUUUGAGAAUUUAUGAUCCUUUCGGAUGUAUAUGGCUUUGAAAUAAUAUGAAGCAAAAAUUACCUUUAUAUUGGA
This is a messenger RNA of Musa acuminata AAA Group (dessert banana), 962 nucleotides long. RefSeq names its product mavicyanin. Gene Ontology annotation, molecular function: electron transfer activity. Gene Ontology annotation, cellular component: plasma membrane. Bases 96 to 710 code for a protein of 204 amino acids. NCBI's taxonomy places the organism in Eukaryota, Viridiplantae, Streptophyta, Magnoliopsida, Zingiberales, Musaceae. The record is from RefSeq and is a predicted model, not a curated record. The transcript is spliced from 2 exons.